AUGGCCGAAACGAAGGGAGGCCGAGGCCCUCCCUGCCUGCCUUCAGGGACGGAGAUGCGCGUCUCACCGCCUGCGUGCGGUGUCGGCCGUCUCCCUCGCACUCGUGGCCUUGCUGGCGCUGGGAGCGAGGCCAUGGGCAUCCUUUGCCAUCGGUCGUCGAGCGGCGUGCCUGAGCAGCAGCGCAUCACGUGGUUCCGCCUGGUUCCGCCUGCGCUCGCGGCCGAGGUGAGCAGACCAGACGGCUUCAGCUACACCAUGCUGUCACCAGGGUCUGACGGCGUCUCGCCACGAGAUGGCCCCGUUCGCUCAUAUGCCAAGGUUUGGAUAAAGUUCACUGGUCACGUGGACGGCUUUGACGGGCCGGUGUUUGACUCCUCGGCGCUUCGCGGUGCACGGCGUCCGGUAAAGAAGGAUUACGUGGAAAUCGAGUGCAAUACCGACGACACAUUCGCUGCGGGAAUGUGGGAGGCAUUACAUUUGAUGAAGGUCGGCGAGAAGGGACGAUUCGUACAACCACCUGAUCUCAGUUUUGGCGGGGGCAAAGCAUCCUUCCAAGGAGAUGAGGACUCCGAGGUGAAGACGGUGCCUGCAGGCGCCACUCUCUACUACGACGUGGAGCUUGUGAGGAUUAUUCGGCCUUGA
Molecule: messenger RNA, 642 nt
Organism: Symbiodinium sp. CCMP2592
Lineage: Eukaryota; Dinophyceae; Suessiales; Symbiodiniaceae
Source: the annotation of a GenBank genome assembly